Molecule: messenger RNA, 1498 nt
Organism: Saccoglossus kowalevskii
Lineage: Eukaryota; Metazoa; Hemichordata; Enteropneusta; Harrimaniidae
Product: sulfotransferase 1A1-like
Molecular function (GO): sulfotransferase activity
Source: RefSeq, a predicted model, not a curated record
UACGGUUUCCAUCUGCGGUUGUGGGGCGCACUCUAUAUGAACAGCGAUCAGGUCAAGUGUCUAGACUAUUAAUCAAGUCUUAUCACUACUCUACAGGCUGUCCACAGCACACAAUCGCUUGCAAACUUCCAGCGCAAAUCCUGACUAAUCUCGCACGGCCAUGGCAAAAACAACCGAGUUAACCCCACCAUUUGAAAAGACUUACUACUACGAUGGAAGGAAGGAUAGACUAAUGGUAUCCGCUAUGCACCCCGAUAGUAUACGCGCACUGAAAGACUUCGAAGUCAGAGACGAAGACGUAUACGUCGUAACAUACCCGAAAGCAGGUACCACCUUCAUCCUUGAGAUCGUGGAUGCUAUUCUGCACAGAGGAAACAUCGACGAAAUCAAAGGGAAAAGGAUGGAGGAUAAACUUAAUCUGAUCGAAUUGGGCCCGGCACCAGGCAUCGAAAUUGCUACGUAUAAAAAAGUGUCGACGUGGAAGUCGCCUCGACAAAUCCAGACGCAUUUGUCAGUCGAUCAGAUGCCACCGCAGGUGUUCACUAAAAAACCUAGGAUUAUCUUUGUAACAAGAAAUCCCAGAGAUUGUUGCAUAUCUCUCCACGAAUGGCAUGCGACUGUCAAGUUCUUGGAACCAUGUGAAUGGGACUAUUUUGUCGAUCGUUUUUCAGAAGGCCAAACUAUCUAUGGAUGUUGGUUUGAACACUUGGCAGACUGGAUGAAGUUGAGUGGCAGGGACAACUUCCUGCAUUUAAAAUUCGAGGAUAUCAAAGAGGAUCGCCAAGGUGCUUCGGAGACUGUUGCUAAGUUCCUUGGUUACGACUUAACCCCCGAUGAGAUGAAGAGAGUCGUAGACCAUACUGAUUUCAAUAACAUGAAAGAAUAUAUGAAAACAGUAACACAACGUGACGUGUUCCUACGUGAAAAUAGACAUUGGCAACGCAAAGGAAUUGUGGGCGACUGGAAGACAAAUUUCACAGUGGCACAAAACGAAAAAUUCGAGGAAUACGAAAAACGUAAAUGCAAGGAGUAUGGAAUCGACUUCACCCAAUACUACACCAAGACACCUAAGAAAUAAAGAGACACAACACAGACCGCACACGCGAUGUAUAAACCGUAACCAUAUUUACAUCUUGGAUUAUAAGCUCGCAUCGCCCCAUUUAAUAUUUUAAUAUCACACUUUAAUAUUUUAAAAGAAUAACAUACCAAUUCAUGGUUAAUGACCAAGCUUUAAUUGUAAUUCAUAUAAUUGGUUACAUAUUGUUUUCAAUUAAACAAUAGUCUGUUUUUGUGUUCAGGCUCCACUAAAAAUAUAAUAAAAUAAUUGCAUUUGGUAUAAAAACCGUGUUACCAUAUCAUAUAUAUAUAUAUAUCUUGAAUGUUAUAAUCCUUCUAAUUGAUUAUUUCCCUGGUUGUUUAUUAUGGAUAUAUAUUCACAAAGAGGCUGUACUCAUCGAUAACAUUUAUUAUUAGUAAAUAAAACAGACUUUUCAUCACA